Messenger RNA from Aspergillus tanneri, 828 nucleotides. RefSeq lists its product as uncharacterized. The coding region runs from base 1 to 828 and encodes 275 amino acids. Gene Ontology annotation, molecular function: protein kinase activity; ATP binding. Lineage: Eukaryota; Fungi; Ascomycota; Eurotiomycetes; Eurotiales; Aspergillaceae. Gene Ontology annotation, biological process: protein phosphorylation. The record is from RefSeq and is a predicted model, not a curated record. The transcript has 4 exons.
AUGUCCGACGUUGGAGAUCUUUUCGAAGAUGUUUCCUCACCACCGGCCAAAGAUUCUGAAGAUACUCCUGCUCCAGAGGCAUCUUGCAUUGUUCCCACUAGAGGCACACUGCCAGGAGCUUUCAAGAAGAAUAAAUUCCCCCCAGCUACAAAAAGGCUCUUUUUCCCCAUUAUUCCAGAUGGUGGAGGACUGAACUGUUUAGCUCCUGCAACUGCCGGAAUAUCCGCCGCAUCCUUCUUCAAGACGCUCCCACUUGAUGCCUUGCGUGUUCCUGUGGACGAUAUAGUUAGAACCUCGCACGAGAAUCUUGUGAACCUCCAGGAACUGUACAUUGGGUCAAGCUCGGUCAUUCUUACAUACGACAGUUGGGGUAUCUCUCUGCAGGAGAUCUGCCGAGCCUCCAAUAUUUUCGCUGGCAACGAGAGUGCGGUUGCUACCAUCUGCAAGGAGACUCUGAAGGGCCUCCAAUAUGUACAUGAUGAAAUCGGUAUCGCGCAUGGAAAUAUUUCCUGUGGAACUGUCAUGCUGACCGAGAGUGGACGGGUGAAAAUUGCGGACGUCGGUGAUAGUAUGCUUCAAAAUCAUGAUCCCGAGGAGAAAAUCCAGGACUGUCAGGCUGUCUGCCAAAUGGCGAAGGUGCUUCUGCAGCUUGGCACCGCAGACAAACCGGCCACGACACUAUACCUGGAAGCCGAGAAUUUUGCAAAUGCACCGUUUGGAACCACAAUCGAGGAGUUAAUUAACCAUCAAUUCCUCAAUAGAGGGGUCGAAUCUCGAUCUUUGCAACCUUUUCCACUCCUCCUGAGAAUUUUACACUCCCGAUCCUAA